This is a messenger RNA of Carassius carassius (crucian carp), 1938 nucleotides long. RefSeq names its product CYFIP-related Rac1 interactor B-like. The transcript is spliced from 13 exons. Gene Ontology annotation, molecular function: small GTPase binding. Bases 320 to 1297 code for a protein of 325 amino acids. Gene Ontology annotation, biological process: positive regulation of T cell activation; regulation of actin filament polymerization. The record is from RefSeq and is a predicted model, not a curated record. NCBI's taxonomy places the organism in Eukaryota, Metazoa, Chordata, Actinopteri, Cypriniformes, Cyprinidae.
UAUUAACCCGGAAAUAACAGUCGGUAAGACAGCUGAGAGAGCGAGAGGCUCAGAUCCACGGAGGUAACGUAGAGAGAGAUCUAAAACCUUCUCCCUGGAGCUUAUAGCGUACUACCUGGACUCCAUAACGUUACGUGUUUUUUUAUCGCUUCACAAUCAAAGAUUGUUAGUAUUUCUGUAGGAUUGCGACCUUGGCGAGUGCCUGGAUAGGCCUCCCUUCUGUCACCUCCUCUGCUUUUCUGCUGGCCGAGGCAGUGUCGCUUACACUAUUGUUCAUCGGAGUAGUCCAAGCUGCUUAAUACUAAAUAGGUACAUUGUCAUGGGGAACCUCCUUAAAGUUUUGACAUGCACAGAUCUUGAACAAGAGCCCAACUUCUUCCUCGAUUUCGAAAAUGCUCAGCCAACAGAAGCAGAGCGUAAAACGUGGGAAGAAGUGGAUGUGGUUCUAAAGGAUGCACUGGGAAUACUUGACGAACUACAGGCAUAUAAAGGCGCGGGCCAAGAGAUACGAGAGGCAAUCCAGAACCCUAAUGACGAAGCAUUACAAGACCAGGCGUGGGCUGCUGUGGUGCCACUAGUUGGCAAACUAAAGAAGUUCUACGAAUUUUCACAGAGAUUAGAAGCAGCGCUGCAUAGUCUAUUGAGAGCACUCACUAGUGAGACAAAUGAUGACCCCACACAGCAUCUGGAGAGAGAGCAAGCCCUUGCUAAACAGUUUGCUGAGAUCCUGCACUUCACACUGCGAUUUGAUGAGCUCAAGAUGACAAAUCCAGCCAUUCAGAAUGACUUCAGUUAUUACAGGAGGACCCUGAGCCGCAUGAGGAUCAAUAAUGUUCCUGCAGAGGGAGAAAACGAGGUGAAUAAUGAGCUUGCCAAUCGGAUCUCUCUAUUUUAUGCUGAUGCUACACCCAUGCUAAAGACAUUAAGUGAUGGCACAACAAAAUUUGUAUCUGAGAAUAAAAAUUUGCCCAUUGAAAACACAACAGACGUAUUAAGCACCAUGGCAAGCGUGUGCAAAGUUAUGUUGGAAACCCCAGAGUAUCGCAGCCGCUUCAGCAGUGAGGAGACUGUUUCCUUCUGUCUGCGUGUCAUGGUGGGGGUCAUCAUUCUCUACGACUACGUCCAUCCCGUCGGCGCAUUUGCAAAGUCCUCCAAAAUAGACAUGAAAGGCUGCAUUAAAGUGCUCAGAGAUCAGCCACCAAGCAGUGUGGAAGGUCUUCUAAAUGCUCUCAGGUACACAACAAAACAUCUUAAUGAUGAGUCAACCACUAAGACCAUUAAAAGCAUGCUGCAGUAGCAACAGAACUCUGGGACACACACCACUGGCCUCAAGCAAUUGCUCAGGAGAUGCACAUACACUCUCGCUCCUGGACUAAUGUGAUGCACAGAAUGUUUUUUUUUUUUUCCUUUUUUUUUUUUUUUAUUAAACCAGGAAAAAAAAAAUCAGAAAAAAGCUUCUCUAAUCUUUCCUUGUCUUUUUACAAAGCAGAUGCUGCUGGCAUUAUGUGUGGUUUUCUGUGCCAAAAUCGUUUUGCUGAAAUCCCUUGUUUUUAAUGUUCCUGUAAGACAGCCAUGCUGCUGAUGGCAGCUAUAAAAGCAUUGUUAGAUUAUAUUUGUGGUAAAUGUUUUAAUUUAGCUUGUUUCCCUAUAUAAAGGGAGGUUGAGUGUUUUGACUUGAAUAUAAAAUAUCUAUAUAUUAUCUAUAUGAUCUGGAUACAAUUAUAUAAAAAAGAAAAGUAUAUAAUAUUUUUAUUAAUAUUUAAUGUUACAUCCACUGCAUGGCAAAAUGAUUAAAUGUCUUCUAUUUAAAAGAAAACUAAUGUUUCAAAUUCGUUUGUCUGUUUGAUUUUGUGUAAAGGAAAAGGUGUUUAAAUUAUGUUUUGAAAUGGUACUUUGAGAUUAAAAAUGGAGGUUGAUUGAUUUUUUUAUAGUUCUAUA